UUCCCGCCGACGCUGCCCUCCAGGCCACCCGAUCCUCGAGCCGGCCAGAUCCACGGACCCGCGGAAGGGAAAGGGGACGGCCUCGGUCGGCGGGACGGCCGUCGGAAGGCGCCCUCCACGCCGAAGCCGUCUUCCAAACACCCCAACAUGGCCCGGGGCGGCAGUCAGCACUGGAGCUCCGGAGAGUCAGACGGGCGGCCGGAGGAGCAGACGACCGAGGAUACUGGAGACAAGAUGGUGAAGGAGACCCAGUACUAUGACAUCCUGGGGGUGAAGCCCAGCGCCUCCCCGGAGGAGAUCAAGAAGGCCUAUCGGAAGCUGGCGCUCAAGUACCACCCAGACAAGAACCCGGAUGAGGGCGAGAAGUUUAAGCUCAUAUCCCAGGCAUAUGAAGUGCUUUCAGAUCCAAAGAAAAGGGAGAUUUAUGACCAGGGUGGCGAACAGGCCAUUAAGGAAGGAGGCUCAGGCAGCCCCAGCUUCUCUUCCCCCAUGGACAUCUUUGACAUGUUCUUUGGUGGCGGAGGACGGAUGGCUCGAGAGAGAAGAGGCAAGAAUGUGGUACAUCAGUUGUCUGUAACUCUUGAAGAUUUAUAUAAUGGAGUCACAAAGAAAUUGGCUCUCCAGAAAAAUGUAAUUUGUGAGAAAUGUGAAGGCGUUGGUGGGAAGAAGGGGUCUGUGGAGAAGUGCCCGGUGUGCAAGGGGCGAGGGAUGCAGAUUCACAUCCAGCAAAUUGGGCCGGGCAUGGUGCAGCAGAUCCAGACCAUGUGCAUCGAGUGCAAGGGCCAGGGCGAGCGCAUCAACCCCAAGGACCGCUGCGAAAGCUGCAACGGUGCCAAGGUCAUCCGAGAGAAGAAGAUUAUCGAGGUACACGUGGAGAAAGGUAUGAAAGAUGGGCAAAAGAUACUAUUUCAUGGAGAAGGAGAUCAGGAGCCCGAGCUGGAGCCUGGUGAUGUCAUAAUUGUGCUUGAUCAGAAGGAUCAUAGUGUCUUUCAGAGACGAGGCCAUGACUUGAUCAUGAAAAUGAAAAUUCAGCUUUCUGAAGCCCUUUGUGGCUUCAAGAAGACGAUAAAAACACUGGAUGAUCGAGUCCUUGUUAUUACAUCUAAAUCAGGUGAGGUGAUAAAGCAUGGGGACCUGAAAUGUGUACGUAAUGAAGGAAUGCCGAUCUACAAAUCACCUCUGGAGAAAGGGAUUCUGAUCAUACAGUUUUUAGUUAUUUUUCCUGAAAAACACUGGCUUCCCCAAGACAAGCUUUCCCAGCUGGAAGCUCUGCUCCCACCUCGACAGAAAGUCAGGAUUACAGAGGACAUGGAUCAGGUGGAGCUGAAGGAAUUUAAUCCCAACGAGCAGAACUGGCGCCAGCACAGGGAGGCCUAUGAAGAGGACGAUGACGGGCCUCGGGCUGGAGUGCAGUGCCAGACGGCAUGACGCGGCCCCGUACAGCGUGGCCUGGCGGGACUAGCACAUCAUGAAUGUAAAGUUGGCACAAUGAAAAAUGGCAUCGCUUUAAUGGCCUCGUGUUUGGGGAGUCCUGUGUAUGUGUUCAGCAUUCUCAACUGCUGAGUGUCUUUUGGUUUUUCUUUUGUUUUUCUUUUGGUUGUAACUUAAGUUAUAGCUUAAUUUAUAUUUAAAUGUUUUAAGUGUAAAUCACUAGUCUGCAUAUGGAAUCUGUUUAUUUACAUUUUCAGGAUGUUUUUGAGAUGCCAGUGAACGCACUGACACUUUGUGCUUCUAGUGGCUUUGCCAUAAUUCAGUUCCACCAAUAAAGCACAGCCCAGACAGGAGCACUCAGCCCCCGAGCAAACCUCCAGGCGCGAAGUGGGUGACCUGGCCCAUGUCCAGCUCUGCAGUUUCUUCCCCUCCGCACCUGCCUCCCAAGGCAAAGUUACGGAGGGCAUGAUCUCAGGGCUGCUAAUGUGACAUUUCCAAAUCUAGAUUCUAGAUGGUUCUCCUCAAGAAUAAAAGCACAUCUGUGGGCUGGAUUUGGCUGCAGUGCCUGGCUCACACUGAGUGGGCUGCAGGGCCAACUUGGUUCCUACUGUUUUAUGCCCUUGAGUGUUUGGCGUGGGGUGGGUCUGAUCAUCUCUCUUGGAAGCUUCCUGAGCCUUCCAGGCCUUGUGCUGAGGACAAACAAGUGUUUUAAAUGAAACACUGAUGAUACUUUUGCCUGCGACCCCUGCACCUUGCCUUUUGUUUUCUGUUGACAGCGUUUGCAGUGCUGUUCCACCAAAGUGCUUACUUGUAAAGAAAAUGAAACCAUCCACAUCCCCAGCAGCCUUAGUGCAGCAACAGAAGCCGUGGGAGAUGCUGGUGACUCAGCCCCGUGGCACAGCCAGUUUUCCUGCCUGCCCAGUUAUCCUGGAUGACUUGAGGCUCUGGAAAGGCAGGGGACAUCUCAGUGUUUUCCACCUCUUUCUCCCAGAUUCAGCUCCCUUCCAAAGGAUGGAUGGUUCAUCUCCUUGCACAGCCAUAUCACAAAGGGCUUCCUGCUCAAGGGAUAAAGUUUCAGCGAGAACUUAAAAGUUCUACUCUGGACCGCAGUCUGUAUGGGCUACCACUGUAAAUGAUAACUUGUUUGGAAAGAUAUUAUUUACUUGUUUACUCCUGGCAGGUAGACUACAAUAUAAAUUUAGAUUCCUCAACCUUCAGCUAUUACUGCUCCUUUCCUUUGCAUAACAGUCACAAAGAAAAACUGCUGCCUUCUCAGCUGCUGGGUUAAAGCAGAGGCCACUUUUCAGAUCCACCCUUACUUAGUCAUACAGUACCUGCAAGUCUGACUCAGACCAGGGACCUCCCCAGGAGGGCCAAAGGGCAGAUCAGACCCACGGCAGGUAGGUUCAGCGGAUGGACCCCACUCUAGCAGAACACUGCUGGCUGGUGGGUGGACAUAAUUUACUCAAGAAAGGUACAGAAGGAGCCUGCCUGUCCCACUGUGACCAUUAGUCAGGAAAGAAAGAAAAUCUACUCUUCCAGCUAAGCCUGUAAGAAAAUCAGUUUACAAAUGGACCACAACUCCAGGGUGUUCUGUUUCUGUGCUAUGACUUCCUAAAUUAUUGCCAGAAAACUACUGUAGUUGAUGAUAAGGCAAAAUUGCAUUCAGCUCCUUGUCAUGUAAAUGGGAUCUGGAGGGUGUUGCUUAAAAUUUAUUCCACCUGUACAUUUGUCACUUUAAAAUUAAAACUGAGCUGGUAUGAGA
Molecule: messenger RNA, 3196 nt
Organism: Bubalus bubalis (water buffalo)
Lineage: Eukaryota; Metazoa; Chordata; Mammalia; Artiodactyla; Bovidae
Gene: DNAJA4
Product: DnaJ heat shock protein family (Hsp40) member A4
Exons: 8
Coding region: 148-1428 (426 amino acids)
Biological process (GO): response to heat; protein refolding
Cellular component (GO): cytoplasm; cytosol
Molecular function (GO): ATP binding; Hsp70 protein binding
Source: RefSeq, a predicted model, not a curated record